Tripterygium wilfordii is the source of this 2511-nucleotide messenger RNA. RefSeq names its product transmembrane 9 superfamily member 10-like. The transcript is spliced from 7 exons. Gene Ontology annotation, cellular component: membrane. The record is from RefSeq and is a predicted model, not a curated record. Gene Ontology annotation, biological process: protein localization to membrane. Lineage: Eukaryota; Viridiplantae; Streptophyta; Magnoliopsida; Celastrales; Celastraceae. Bases 228 to 2144 code for a protein of 638 amino acids.
GUCUCGUAAAUCCCCCACGAAUUUUGUACUCCCCCUCUCCCUCUCUCUCUAUCGUUCUCAUUCUUCCCGUGCUUUGAAAGAAACAACAAAACAAACAGAGAAUCAAAAGCCGUUACGUUUGGGGACAGUUAACACGCAGAGAAGGAACGAGAGAGUGCGUGUGGUGUGGUGUGUGGUAGUGGGAUCUUGAGAUAUUUGCGAAACAGUUGAAUAAGAGAGGAGAAGCGAUGGCGAGAGGAUCUCUCGCAUUUCAUAUAUGGAUCUCGGUUUGUGCUCUGCUUCUUCUCCGUUCUCAUUGCUUCUACCUCCCUGGCGUCGCACCCGAGGAUUUCAAAAAGGGAGACUUAUUGGCAGUCAAAGUGAACAAACUGGCCUCCACAAAAACACAACUUCCUUAUUCCUACUAUUCUCUGCCUUAUUGCCGCCCUCAACGUAUAGUUGACAGUGCUGAAAAUCUUGGGGAAGUUCUUCGUGGGGAUCGGAUUGAAAACUCUCCUUACGUGUUUAAAAUGAGAGAACCAGAAAUGUGCAAGAUAGUAUGUCGUUUAACACUCAAUGCCAAAUCUGCGAAAGAAUUCAAAGAAAAGAUUAUUGAUGAGUAUCAGGCAAACAUGAUUUUGGAUAAUCUUCCUCUCGUUUUCCCAAUUGAAAGGCCUGAUCAGGAAAAAUCUGUUGUGUAUCAACAUGGUUUUCAUAUUGGUCUAAAAGGACAAUAUGCUGGGAUCAAGGAAGAAAAGCAUUUUAUUCACAAUCACUUGUCAUUUACAGUCAAGUAUCACAAAGAUGUUCAAACAGAUACUUCAAGAAUUGUAGGAUUUGAGGUCAAACCAUUCAGUGUUAAACAUGAAUAUGAAGGUGAAUGGAAUGAUAACAUCCGUUUGACAACUUGUGAUCCCCAUGCAAAACGAUUGGUUACCAACUCUGAUUCUCCACAAGAGGUUGAGGAUAAGAAGGAAGUUAUAUUUACAUAUGAUGUUGAAUUUGAGGGGAGUGAUGUGAAAUGGGCAUCUAGGUGGGAUACCUAUCUUCUGAUGACCGAUGAUCAAAUUCAUUGGUUUUCAGUUGUCAAUUCUUUGAUGAUUGUUCUUUUCCUAUCUGGCAUGGUAGCCAUGAUCAUGUUGCGGACUCUUUACCGUGAUAUCUCCAAGUACAACCAAUUAGAAACCCAAGAAGAAGCCCAAGAAGAGACAGGGUGGAAGCUUGUCCAUGGGGAUGUUUUCAGACCUCCCACAAACUCAGAUUUACUCUGUGUCUAUGUAGGGACUGGGGUUCAAUUUUUCGGGAUGAUUCUUGUUACCAUGAUCUUUGCUGUUCUUGGCUUCCUCUCACCUUCAAACCGAGGUGGUUUGAUGACAAUGAUGCUCCUACUUUGGGUCUUUAUGGGUCUCUUUGCUGGUUACUCUUCAGCUCGUCUUUAUAAGAUGUUCAAGGGAACUGAAUGGAAGAAAAUUGCUCUGAAGACCGCUUUCAUGUUUCCAGCCAUUGUGUUUGCCAUCUUCUUUGUCCUGAAUGCCCUAGUAUGGGGGCAGAAGUCUUCUGGGGCAUUGCCAUUUGGAACAAUGUUUGCUCUGGUAUUCUUAUGGUUUGGCAUCUCAGUUCCUCUAGUCUUUGUUGGUAGUUAUAUUGGUUUCAAGAAGCCAGCAAUUGAAGAUCCAGUAAAAACUAAUAAGAUUCCUAGGCAGAUCCCAGAACAGGCCUGGUACAUGAAUCCAGCCUUCUCAAUCCUGAUUGGUGGCAUACUCCCAUUUGGAGCUGUCUUUAUUGAGCUCUUUUUCAUCCUCACUUCAAUAUGGUUGCAUCAGUUUUAUUACAUAUUUGGUUUUCUCUUCCUUGUCUUCAUCAUCCUCAUUGUCACAUGUGCGGAAAUCACGGUCGUGCUAUGCUAUUUCCAGCUGUGCAGUGAGGACUAUCUUUGGUGGUGGAGGUCAUACUUAACUUCCGGUUCUUCCGCUCUAUAUCUCUUUCUAUAUGCUGCUUUCUACUUCUUCACAAAGCUUGAGAUUACAAAGCCAGUAUCCGGGAUCUUGUACUUUGGGUACAUGCUGAUUGUAUCUUAUGCUUUCUUUGUAUUCACUGGUAUGAUUGGAUUCUACGCAUGCUUCUGGUUCACGCGGCUAAUCUACUCAUCUGUCAAGAUUGAAUGAUACACUACUUUACCACUGACUGAACCAUAGACAGGGCUAUCGCUCUCUCCAGGAUUACCAUGAGCUCGGUUUUUGAAUCUUAAACCAUAGAAAUUCACACUAGCACUUUCAAUACAGGAUCUUUGGCAGUUUUAGCUUAUUUUUAUUCUAUUUGUUUGUUAUUAUCAUCUCUCUUAAUGUACGAAAUGUUUGGGAUGAAUAUAGGGUAAUCUCCUUAUUCUUGAUCAUCCAAGGAAUGGAAAUUGAAUUCUUGUGUUAGCACUACAUAUCCAGUUGAACUUAACAGUCGCCAAAUCCAUUGUGGAAGGGAUUGGUUGUGUACUUGGCCAAAUAAAGAGAGAAAUCAAUUCCAAUAUUUUCUGUACUC